Molecule: messenger RNA, 2173 nt
Organism: Ceutorhynchus assimilis (cabbage seed weevil)
Lineage: Eukaryota; Metazoa; Arthropoda; Insecta; Coleoptera; Curculionidae
Source: the annotation of a GenBank genome assembly
UAAAAUUGCUAAUAGGUGUCGCAGCCGUCGAACCGUCCGCCAUCAUUGUGUUUGCGGCAAUUUUGCCGCCACUUGGCCAGGAGGCCAUAGACGCCAGAUUCGCAAAGUUAGUUUUUUUAUUUGUUUCUAGAGUUCUCUUCCCGGUGUUUGUAUUUUUUUCCUGAAAAAUUAGUGAUAGGUGUUUUUUUUUUCUACCUGUAUAAAACUGUUUUGGCAGGCAGAACAACAAUCGAUAACCGAAAAUGUUUUACCCUCUUGGACUUCUGCAUCAUCCAAAUAGGGUGGUGCUAAACUUGGCAUGGGUAGCAGCAACUCGGGGUACCAAAUCGAUUACACGUGAUCAACUUGAUAAAUGUGAUGUAGCGAAGUUAUGCAAAACAAUUCUACGGUUUCUUCAGAGCCAAUCUUCUGAUCCCAAAAAAAGAUUUUCCUUGAGAUUAUCUGCAAUGUUUGUUCAUGGUGCUCUCUUAAUUUGGGGCAAACAGGUGGUCUAUUUACAAAACAUUUUUGUAGAUGAUGUUUUUCUAAUGAUAAAAUCAAGACAGGAUGAAAGCUAUCGUCGCGACGUCAUGUUGAAGGAUCAAAAGGAAACAACCCAGGAGUCCGCCAAAACUCUGGCGGCCGCUAAAAAGAAGCGGAAAGUUACAAAAAAAAUUAUGGAUACUCCUGAGUCUUUGAUCGAAAUUUCAGAACGCAUGCCAGCGAUUGUUGAUGAAUUGAGCAAGCAAAUCAAGGACACAGGGAUUGCCCAAACCUCACCAGACGUAACAAUGAUCCAACCAGAAGCAAGGCAAUGGACAGGAGAUCCAUUUCCUUUGACUGCUGAUGUAGAAGUAGAAGGUUUAUUACAAGAUGCGAGACAACCAUUGCCGCAUAAAAUAGUUGUAGAGGCACUUGUACAUAGGCCUGCUGAACUAGAGGAACCAUUAUCCACUGUUCAAGCACAGGUACCAUUACCCACUGUACAACCGGAGGUAUCAGUACCUCCUGUUCAACCGGAAGAUGCCAUUGUACCAAUGCCGGAGGAAACUGUUAUACCGGAAAAGCAGCCAGUGGUUCCAGAAGAAAUGCCACAAGUGUUCAAAACACCUAGCAAGAAGCGAUCGGUUGAAUCGGAAAGCUCAGAAAGUGUUACGAGCAGAAGGGAAUACAGAAAGAAAACUUUUGCUGACAAGCUAGCGAUGAAAACCAGCCAAUACAGAUUUCCGGCAAUAAUUGAUAAGGAUUGGACGUAUGUAGAAAAGGAAUUUCCCAUUGGCUUUGAAGGUCCCUUGGGCAAGUUUAUACCCUCGAAAAAAUUCUGGCCCGAUCUUGAUCUAGAAUUUCGUGUUGGCGAAGUGACCGUUGAGCCGAGAGGAACCGACCUAUCUGACGUGCCUAGUUACUCCAUUCGAGAUGCCAGUACCCCAAGGGUGUCUGCAUUGUCUAAGGGAGUUUCCUUACUAGACAGUCAUGCUCGCCCAGUGACCUCUACUCCAGUGGACAAAACAAUUAUCCACGAGAUAGCCCCAGCAGCCCAUAAUGGUUUAUUAAUGUCACCAGCUAAAAGAAGACGCUUAGCGCCUGUUGUAAGAGUAGAAGAUAUAGAGCCUUUUAAAGUUCCCGAACCACCGCUGCCCGUGAUGUUGCCUGAAGAUCUACCACCAGAAGUCCCUGCUGAGAUAGCACACGAACAGUUGCCGAAGAAGAAACUACCUUCAACUCCUCGGGCUGAGUUUGGUCAGAAAUGGUACUCCGAAAUAAUUGGAAUCAUACACGAACAUUUCUCGAUAAAACCAGUAGAUAUAUGCAAAAUAUUGAGAAAACGGGUAUCCAGAUCGAAUAUGGCUAUAAUAUUCGCUACUUUGUUGGUUUUAUGCGAGCGGCAACUCGUCCUUCUACGAACUGUUCCUGGAUCUAGUGAAUUAGAUAUUGUAGAAAAAGCAUAAGACUAUUUUAUUGUUUUAAUUCCUCUAUUAACCAAACUAAAGCGAGUUUUUUCGUAAAUAUAUUAGUGUUAGUAAUUUUAGUAAUUUUAGAGGUUUUUUGGAUAACAGAAAAUAUCUUUCAGUUAAAUAUAAUUUGUAGGUAUUAAUUGAUUAAUUAUUGCAUUUAAAUAUUUUAAUUGUUUCAAUUGUUAAUACUCAUUGAUAGUUACAUCUGUAAAAUAGUAAUAUAUUUUAUUACUCGACUA